CACCAUAAUUAGGGUCUGAUAUUUUGGCAAGGCUCCGACGACGCGACCAAAAUUGUGUCAGAGAAAUGGCGUUCAGAAGUUUAAUUCGAGUGCAAUUAUGUCAGCAUCAGAGAGGGAUUUUACUCAGAGGAAAGGAAUUUGGAUCACAGAAGGAUGCAAGUGUGAUAUGCCCGGCAUGGAGACAGAGUGCACUCAUGUAUUCUUCACUCAACGGAGCAGAUGGCGUAGUGUGUGACUACCAGAAUGGGCUCCCGACCCUGCUGGUACCCCUCCCUUCCAGGAGAGAGAGGUGUCAGUUUACCCUCAAACCGGUCACAGAGACGGUAGGUGACUUCCUCCGGCAUCUCAAGAAUGAAGAUGGGGGGAUCGAGACCGUCGCAAUCUACAAUGAUGAUGAUGUAAAGGUGGCCAGAUCAACGAGUAUAGAUGUAUUGAUGAGGAAUCCAUUUUCUCUCCGGAUAAAUGAAGAUACUUACAGGGUAGACCCGCCAGAACUAGAUAAACUCAUAAGUGAGGAUGCCAAGACUCUGGAUGAUGUCAAAUCCAUGAUCUACCAGCUCUACUCCACCCUCCAUGUGGAGGAGCAUCAGCUGGAGAAGGAGAAGGUCUUGAGAGGCAAGCUGGAGCUACUCCAGGAAGAGCUGGAUCCUUUAGAACGGCUUAAAAUGGACCUUGAUAUGAAAGCCAAGAAGAACACCAAUGCUUAUGUCUGGGGUGGUCUUGGUUUCAUGGCCGUCCAGUUUGGACUUCUCGCCCGCCUGACAUGGUGGGAGUACUCCUGGGAUAUCGUAGAACCUAUCACCUACUUCGUCACCUACGGAACGGCAAUCGCUGCCUACUCCUACUACGUAGUUACCCGUCAAGAAUUCCUCUAUCCCGAUGCGAAGGAUCGCAAGUACCUAGUCCUGUUUCACAAGUUCUCCAAGAGGAAAAGCCUGGAUCUAGAGAAGUACAACCAGCUCAAACACGACGUUGCUCAGGUGAAUGCUGACCUCCAGCGGCUACGUGAUCCUUUGACCAUCAACCUUCCCAUCCCUCCUCCUCCCAGGGAAAAGGCAGAAGAAGAGGACUUUUGAGUUACCAUGGAAACGCACAAGUUAAUCGUACCCUAGACCAAAAUUAUGUAUAUCAUAUAAAUAUCUACAUACGAUUCUCCAGCCUGUUGAUUUGAAAUACUGCUCCAAAGAAUAUUAGUUUCAUGGUGGGGAAAAUAGUAAGGAUACCGCCCUGUUUGUCUCUAUAGUUUCAUAUAUUACAUGUAGAUGUUUUACGUUAAUAAUUUGGAAAUAAUCACAAGCUAGCUCUAAUUGUGUGGGAAAAGCUUUGGUGAUCGUCUUGUUUUGGGCUCAUGAUAUAACUAACUUUAUGUAAUAAUGUGUGUUUGGUAAAGAUUGGGAAAAGAUAAUCAGUAGACCAACUGAAUUAUUGAAUAAAGUAUUCAUUUUUUAAAUUCGGAGCACUUCAGAUAUGAAAAUGGCAUGUAUUGGUUGUUUGUAAAUUUAGCGGAGAGUUGAAAAAGGCAAACGAGCUUGUCAGUUUUCCUGUAAAAUCAAAAAAAAUUAGACAAAUUAUGAAAAAUGCUGCUGGAGUGGUAUUGAAUAUGCCCUGUAGUAUUUGCUUUAAUUGUAAAUAUUUGGCUUUUUUGAAAUUAAAGAGUUAAUUUAAAUUUAUAAGCAUAAUUUCAGCUGCCUUUUUAUUUCAUGAGUACUCACAUAUUGUUAGGAAAUCGUUUUAGUUGUUUACAAAAUACAUGUGGGGGGUUUAUGAAACCAAUGUUACAGUCAGGGAACGAUUUGUGUAUUUGUAUGAUUUAUAUUUUAGAUUAAGCAAAGGAUAGAAAAUUGUGUACUACCUCCCAUGGCAGUUUCUACUUAGAGAAAAAAUUAUAGAGGCAUUUUUGUUUUCAUAUGUAAUCUGAUUUUAGAAGUUUUUUGUUGAUUUAUAGCAGAUUUCCUUUCAGCCGAGUCAGAUUUUGUUGUUGUCAUUCUUUUGUGAGAUCACAAUGGUAUUCAAUUAUACUCUUGUCUUCUCUUUUAACUGAAGUAUUCCUGUUUGUCUGUCAGUCUUGAUAAAGCUAUCUAUAGAUAACAGUCACCCAACUCAUAUGUUGCUAUGUCCGGCCAAUGUUCAGGCAGGCUUAUGAUUCGGGACAAGUGUCGUGUGGAAAAGAUGUAUUUCUGAUUGCCAGCAUUAAUCUAUAGAUAACAAACACUUAACUUAUUUGUUGCUAUGUCCAGCUAGUCUUCAGGCAGGCAUCCAGGACAAGUUUUGUGUAAAAAAGGAUUUAUUUCUGAUUACCAGUACAGGCAUGCAUGCAGAGCCCUUGAGUUAUACAAUGAAAUGCAUGUUUUGGAAAUGUACAUAGGAAAAUAGGGUUUGUAAUUAAUUUGUAUAAAAU
This is a messenger RNA of Strongylocentrotus purpuratus (purple sea urchin), 2398 nucleotides long. RefSeq names its product calcium uniporter protein, mitochondrial-like. NCBI's taxonomy places the organism in Eukaryota, Metazoa, Echinodermata, Echinoidea, Camarodonta, Strongylocentrotidae. The transcript is spliced from 8 exons. Bases 66 to 1076 code for a protein of 336 amino acids. The record is from RefSeq and is a predicted model, not a curated record. Gene Ontology annotation, biological process: calcium import into the mitochondrion; mitochondrial calcium ion homeostasis. Gene Ontology annotation, cellular component: mitochondrial inner membrane; uniplex complex. Gene Ontology annotation, molecular function: uniporter activity; calcium channel activity.